This is a messenger RNA of Apaloderma vittatum (bar-tailed trogon), 877 nucleotides long. Its product is annotated as nuclear pore complex protein Nup88-like. The annotation marks the transcript as partial. The record is from RefSeq and is a predicted model, not a curated record. Gene Ontology annotation, biological process: ribosomal small subunit export from nucleus; protein import into nucleus; ribosomal large subunit export from nucleus. Gene Ontology annotation, cellular component: nuclear pore. Lineage: Eukaryota; Metazoa; Chordata; Aves; Trogoniformes; Trogonidae. Gene Ontology annotation, molecular function: structural constituent of nuclear pore. The transcript has 6 exons.
AACCCGCCCCUUUUUGAGGUUUAUCAGACGCUGCUGAGCCCCGUCCAGCAUCAUGUGGCGCUCGUCGGCACGAAGGGGCUCAUGGUGCUGGAGCUGCCGAAACGCUGGGGGAAGAAUUCCGAGUUUGAAGGUGGGAAAUCCACGGUGAACUGUAGCACUAUUCCCAUUGCGGAAAGGUUCUUCACAAGCUCAACAUCUCUGACUUUGAAGCAUGCUGCCUGGUAUCCCUGUGAGACGUCAGAGCCCCACAUCGUGCUCUUGACUUCAGACAACACUAUAAGGUUUUACAGUCUGAAGGUACCUCAGAGACCUGUCAAAGUGAUUGCUCUUUCGGACACUGAGGAGGAGACCUUUGCGAUUAAAAAAGGGAGAGCCUACACAGCCUCGCUGGGAGAGACCGCCGUGGCCUUCGACUUCGGCCUCCUGGUGCCGGUCUCAAAGAACAUACUUGGGCAGCAGGGGGGUGAAGAAGUGUUGGCCUAUCCCCUGUACAUUUUGUAUGAAAAUGGAGAGACGUUCCUCACCUACGUCAGCCUGCCGCAGAGUCCUAGAAACCUUGACAAGUUGCUGGGCCCUCUGCCCAUGCACCCCGCCGCGGAAGACAACUACGGCUACGACGCCUGCGCGGUCCUGUGCCUGCCUUGUGUCCCCAACAUCCUGGUGAUUGCCACCGAGUCGGGAAUGCUGUAUCACUGCGUGGUACUGGAUGCGGAAGAGGAUGACGAGCAGUCAGAAAAGUCAUGGGACCCAAGAUCCGAUCUUAUUCCUUCCCUGUACGUGUUUGAAUGUGUUGAGCUGGAACUUGCCCUGAAACUGGCAUCAGGAGACGAAGAGCCUUUGGAGUCCGAUUUCUCUUGCCCGAUCAAGCUGCAUCGAG